AAGCGUUUGCAGUGCAUGCUGGUAAAUGUAGUCACCGACAGCGUCAAAAAUGGUGGACAUCCAGCCUCCGCCUUUCAGAACAUUAGACGAUUAUCUUCUGGGUUCGGCCAGAUUCGCCGUGCCUGAUGUUCGCAACUUAGACCGGUGGAAUAACCGGAUAAUAAACAACUUGCUCUAUUUCCAGUCAAACUAUUUUGCAUCCGCCGUGUCAUUGCUGCUCAUAGUCGGGUAUUUCCAGCCAUUCCAGCUGAUUCUUGGGGCAACAGUUGUGAUUCUUCUGUUCCUGGGGUUUGUCUGGGCUGCUGAAAAUAAGGCUGCAGUUCGGCGGUUCCGGAGGAAUCAUCCAUCCCUCUGUCUAGCUGCAAUCUUGGGCUCCAGUUACCUUCUUCUGUCCGUUUUAGGAGGAGCAGCUGCUUUCCUCUUUGGCAUUGCCUUCCCCAUUUUAAUGAUCCUUAUCCAUGCCUCAGUAAGACUCCGAAGCCUUAAUAAUAAACUGGAAAACAAGCUGGAGAGUAUAGGAUUGAAGAGGACGCCCAUGGGUCUGCUACUGGAAGCGCUGGGACAGGAACAAGAGGCUGGAUCAUAGCUGUACUAACAACUACUUAGCUGUAUUAACACCCACUCCUGCUUCCUUAAGCUCUUCUUAUAUAUCUUCAAAAAUAGAUAUAAAAAGGAUAUUAAUAAAAAAGAAAUUGCCACUAUAUAUUUGCCAAGAGGACCGGAUUUAGGUGAAUUUGUAAUGCGGUAUAAGAAUGAAAAAGAUUUACAUUACAGGAGGACAGUGUUAAUAGUUGAUUAGUUAUAUUUUGGACUACAUCCAAUUAUACUGUAUAUUAGAUGUCCUUAUCUAAAAAUAGCAAAAUAAUGCCUUUGAAUAUGGUGUGGGUGGAGUUUUUGAAUUCAUAUUUAUUAUUUGAGUAACAGACCAGUUACUGCUUCAUUCCAUAGAUGUGCCAUUUAAGUCUGCAUUUAAGUUUUUCUGUACCUAAUCAUUUAUACAGUUGUGUGGGGACCACUUGAGUUUGUGAAGAAUAUGUGGAGAGAAGGGUGCAGCUAGUUUAAGAGUAAGAAGUUUUUUUUUUUUUUUGCCAGUGCAUUAAAUGACCAAAUUGAAUUAUAUUAUUUUUACAUAUUGUUUUGAGUUUUGUUUUGUUUUCAACAAAAUUGUGCCAUCUUGUGCAUUAGUGGUUGCUCUCAUACAAAAGUGCCAAGAUACAUCUGUCUUCAUCAAUUGCAUUUCACCCAAAAAACUGCCAUUGUUAGAGAAUGAUGUUUUAUGUCCUCAUUAGGAAAGUAAACAGGCAAAUUAGAGAUAGUACUGAAUAUAUGAGGAAUUAAACUUUUUUUUCUUUUUCUCUUUAGCAUGUUUAAACCUUUGACAGCUUGUGCAUUUAAGGACAUUACAAAUACUUGUAAGGUUUUAUUCCUACCUAACUUUAAAGACAAUGAGAACACAAAAAUGAUAAAUGAAGUAAGUGUAAAUACAUUUUUGCUUUGAUUUCAUUCAUUAAUGAACUUACGCAGUUCAUGUUUAAUGUUUACAAUAUCAGCUGCCUUGUAUAUCUCAUCCAUUGCUUAUAAAUACACUUUAAUAUUUCA
Myxocyprinus asiaticus (Chinese sucker) is the source of this 1599-nucleotide messenger RNA. RefSeq names its product PRA1 family protein 2-like. The transcript is spliced from 3 exons. NCBI's taxonomy places the organism in Eukaryota, Metazoa, Chordata, Actinopteri, Cypriniformes, Catostomidae. Gene Ontology annotation, cellular component: membrane. Bases 50 to 586 code for a protein of 178 amino acids. The record is from RefSeq and is a predicted model, not a curated record.